Symsagittifera roscoffensis is the source of this 4941-nucleotide messenger RNA. RefSeq names its product arf-GAP with GTPase, ANK repeat and PH domain-containing protein 1-like. The record is from RefSeq and is a predicted model, not a curated record. Bases 34 to 3900 code for a protein of 1288 amino acids. Gene Ontology annotation, molecular function: GTP binding; protein binding; GTPase activator activity. NCBI's taxonomy places the organism in Eukaryota, Metazoa, Xenacoelomorpha, Acoela, Convolutidae. The transcript has 17 exons. Gene Ontology annotation, biological process: activation of GTPase activity.
CUUAUUAAAUAGGUUGAGGAUGCUUGCGGUGGAAUGGAUGAGAAUCAUUCGUACAGAGAUUUUCAAAACGAGUUAGCAAAUUCCGUAUCAAUAACUACCGAGAUCAACCGGUUCGAAGCUGUUCAUCCUCACAUUUACAAAUGCUACGAUCUGCUUCAACGUGUAGAUGAUGCGGCUAUCCGUGAAAGUAUUCAAAAUUGCCUGCUAUCCAUUGAAGAAUCGUUUGUGAACAGCCAGGAGUGGACCCUAAGUAAAUUCGUCCCUGAAAUACGACUUGGUGUACUUGGGAGUUCUAACAGUGGAAAAAGUGCUCUUGUUCAUAGAUAUUUGACAGGAACAUAUCUACACGAAGAAUCACCUGAUGGAGGACGCUUCAAGAAAGAAGUGUUUGUUGACAGCCAAAGUGUUCUCAUGCUUAUUAGAGACGAAGCACCAGGGCCGGAAUUGCAGUUUGCCCUUUGGAUAGAUGCUGUUGUGUUUGUAUUUGGACUCCAUGACAAAGAAAGCUUCAACACUGUUCUUGAGUACUACCAGAAGCUAUCAUUUUACCGAUUGCUCAAAGAUGUGCCCGUCAUAUUAGUGGGAACUCAAGACUACCUGUCGGACGAAGUCCCAAGGGCAGUGGAUGACGCGAGUGUCAGAAAAUUAGGAGCUGAAAUCAACAAGUGCGCCUACUUUGAGACAUGUGCUUCUUAUGGCCUGAAUGUGGAAAGAGUGUUCAAUGAAGCGGCUUCAAGAACAGUUAGUUUGAAGAGAAGUUUGAGUGGUUUGGCCAAUACGACAAUCUACAACACGAAUGCCUCCUCGAAUUCAGCCAGCAGUCCGCAGCACUUCUUUGCUCAUAGUUUGAACAACUCGAACGCGUCAGGGUUGAACCAGAACAACAAAAACCACUCGACCUCUUCGCUGCUUCAGUCGAACAGUGGAGGUGCUUUAGGCAGCUGUGGCAGGUACUCAGAUCACAGUGGUUCGAAUCAUGGAUCAUCUACAUCUCUCAACCGACUGAACACGGCAUCAACUCAGCAGCUAGUGAGCGCCUAUGCUAUCUCAGAGACCCUGCCUGCCAAUCAGCCACCACCCGUACCCCCAGCUUUACCCCCGCGUAACCUGCCGCAUCGCACAACAUCCAGCGCCACACUCGCAACAGGAGUCUCAACAACACCUCAGAACCUCACUCCUCAAGUGGGCAGGGGAAUCAGCCAGCAGUCAUAUCACAGCCAACACUUGGUCAACGCAACUGCUAACUUCUCACCACAUAUGGUGCAACCAGGCUCACAACUUCAAAUAAACAGUAACUCUCUCAACUCGAAUGCCAGCAGUAAUGCCAAUGCAGGUAGUCUGUCGUUCGGAGGUGCAAUCAAGUGCUUCCCAAAUCAGCAGCCUAUUCAAGCAGGGGAAAGAAGCGAUUACACGGACAACGACGAACAAAUGAGUAGCGGCAGCACGCCCAAUGCAGGCCGAAAAAGCAGCGGCAGUACUAAACGAAAAUCAAACCUCUUUUCGAGCACGAUGCUGGAGUGCUUUUCUCCUCAGGCUGUGCUGCCUAAUCUACCAGGCAUGAACAGCCAGUCUUACGUGCUGUCCAACAAUAACACGCUUAACAGCACUACUGGCUCCCAGUCCAAAGGCAGUCUGCGCUCUAGACGCAAAUCCUCAAAUACUGGUAACAAGCGUAAACAACAACAUCAAUUGCAGCAACAGCAGCAACAACAACAACAGCAGCAGCAAUUGAUAAACAGUCAUUUUCAACAACAGAACAACUUCGCACCCCCUCUCAACACAAAUAGUCUCCAACAUAACAGCACCCAUUCUGGAGGAGGGGGCAACAGUAGCAAUAACCCUGUGGGCGCCCAAGCGGGAGGCUUGAUGAUGCCCUCUGCGCCAAAUGCGAGAGCGAGUUGCGAGUCGUUCCCAGGGCUGGGCGUGGGUAGAGCCAUUCCAAUCAAAGAGGGUCUACUAUACAAACGUAGCAGCAAAGCACUGGGCAGAGAGUGGAAGAAGAAGUAUGUCACUUUAAACGACAACGCCACCCUCACAUACUACCCAAACUAUGCAGACUACCAGUCGAACAAUGCUAAGACGUGCAAAGAAAUUUCACUGUACAACUCAUCUGUGAAAGCAUCUGCAAUAUGCAGGCCACGUAGCACCACAGGGCUCGGAAACGCACUCCCUACCAGUAACUUUGGCUCCGCCUCUGUCGCGCCCAAUCAAACAAACGCGUUCGGGAGCAGGACCCAGUCCAUGUCUAUAACGACAGCCAGUGCUGCUAGCAAAUCUUCACCUUCAACACCCACACACCUGCUGGGAAACAACGUGAGCGGAGUACUCAUCAAUGGAGUCAACUCCAUGCACAUAGACCCAGAUGCUUCUGCAGUGGGCUGUCGCAACUCGUACAACGGAUCCACUCCACAGUCGUCACAAUCGAGGGUGCUGAACUCGGCCUCCUUCGACCUAAACAGCAACCUCAGUGUGGUGUCAUCCUCUAACCACCCGCAGCAGCAGCAGCAGAACACACGUGCAACUCCAGAUCUGACAACAGACCACCAGUCACUCUCUCUGCAACAACAGCAGCAAACUAAUGGUCAGUCGAGUGGAGGAGGAAAAGAUAAGGAAAAGGAGGCUUCCGGAGGGAACAAGAGGAAACACAGAAGACAGAAAAGCAUCAGUCAGACAAGACAUUCCGCCUUAAACGACGAUUCCGACGACGUGGAGUUCAUGAUAAUCAAAAUGGACAAGAAGUGGCAGUUCGAAGCAAACUCACCUGAGGAUCGUGACGAGUGGAUAUCGGCCAUUCAGCAGCAGAUCGAGACGAGUCUUCUCAGUGGACCAGACUCCACGAUCACAAACACCACCGGAGCAUCUUUGGACAACAUCAUGUCAUCUACAAACCAGAAUCAGAGCUCCACUCAUUACAACAGCCAGAACCCCAACUACCCCUACGUGCAACAAUUCCACCACAGCUCCUCGGGGGGUUCAGUCCCAAGGGGUAGUAAUCAACAUCAGCAGCACAUGUCAACACACGGCGUGAACGGACUGGGAGAUCACUACUCGCCUUUCGUUUUGCCAUCGCUUAACUUGAACGACGCACAUAAACAGGCCAUACUUUCACUUCCUGGAAAUAACAGAUGCGCAGACUGUGACGAGCAGGACCCUAAAUGGGCAAGUGUUACAUUUGGGAUCCUGGUGUGCAUAAAGUGCAGUGGAGUCCACAGAAACCUGGGAACACACGUGUCUCGAAUCAAAUCAUUGGACCUAGACAACUGGACGAGCAGUGCAUACAAUGUUAUGAUCUCAGUCGGAAACCUAGUGGCAAAUCAGGUAUUCGAGGGACGACUGUUCGGAUCUCCAAACGACUCGCUCUCAGGUGUUAAAAAGUGUAACCGAACCUGUACGGACGAGGAACGCAAAGCGUACAUUCAACAGAAGUACAUAGAAAGGAAGUUUUUGUCGCCUCUGCCUUUAAGCACAACAAGUACAAACAACAGCCGAGCCUCCAGUUCACAGCAGCCGCUAGCAGUGCAGUUGAUUUCAGCCGUGCAGAGAAGGGACAUACCUCUGGUGCUACUUUUGCUAGGUCAUUGUGCCCCCAACAGAUCAUCUUCUUCUGUGUCUCCCUCGCCCUCGCCCGCCAGACGCAGCAGUGUGGUAGGGAUUGGGGUGUCUUUACCCCCAAAUGCAGUCCUUCAGCACUCAGCCGCAGAGUUAAAUCAUCACGACCCCUCAGAUAAAACACAGAAGACGGCUAUGCACGUGAGCUGUGAGACGAAUCAACCAGCCAUUGCAUCUCUACUUUUAGCUUUUGGAGCAGAGAGCCGAAUGAAAGAUUGUGACGGCAGGACACCUCUGGACUAUUGCAAAAUAUUCGGAUCCAGAGUAUGCGAGGAGCUGCUUUCUAACUAAGGUGGACGUUUUAAUCUUUUUUCGCCCUGUUUCUCGACAACUGCCGAGUUCUUCACUUCCUUGUGGAUGUGGCAUUACCACUUUGCUAGAACCCUGCAGCCUAUACCUUAAUGUGGAUUCUCAUACCCUCAAUUGCAAGCCGUCAUAUCUCUAAGCACAUCUCCAAAGAACAUCCAUCUCAUUUCGACCUGAUUUUGUUACGUAGCUCUUCUGGGAUCUAAAUUCGUAAGCGUCUGAAACGAAAUGUGGAGAGUUCGUCUCAGAGUAAGGACAGAUUAGAGCGCUUCAAUGAAUAGGAAAUUAAAAAAGAAACACAAAAGCAACCCAAAAAGAAAACUCGCUUUCAAUUCGUGGCUUUGUUCGGGCAUUGGAACAGUUUUUUCGCCAUCCAUUAAUAAACUGAGAACUCAAAAUUGUCUUGAAAAUUGUUUUGUAGUCGAGUGUUAAAGGUCUCUUUUAUUCCAAGACGUGCGUGCUAUUUUAUCUGAAAGCCAGAAGAAACAUUGUUACCUGUACCAACUAUCAAAAAUGUUGCUCAAGGCUAGCACAUUUUGCUGUGAAUUAAUUGUUCUGUAUCAUUAAUUUCAUACAAUCGACCAGUCAAUAGUAGUUAGUUUCUUAUUUUUGCUCAGAAUUUAUUACCUUUAAUUGAACUAUUCAGAAACAAUGACCUUUCUCGCAGUACUUAAAGAUGAAUUGUUUUGAUUGGGCGUUCUUUUCCAACGUAGCCUUUAAUUGGUGGAAAACAAACUAAUUUCAAAAAUGGAUUCGAAAUCGUGGGCUGUUUAUUGAUAUUGAUAUUGCGAAAAAGUAAUUUAUAUAUGAUGAAUUUGUACAUAACUAGAAUACCUUUCUCUAAACCCUCUGGAUUAGAAUGUUUCGCAGUUUCGUACAGCUGUUUUGACAUCACUCAUAUUUGUGUAAACGAACUUAUUGAAAUAUUCAAGCGCGAUUUUGAGUGAAGUCAAUGUUUAAUUGCUAAUUUUUGUCUGAUUGCUGUCCAACAUUUUUUGUGAUCUUAAAUUAUUUUCCAUAUUCUCU